AUGUCCGCCAGCUCCACCCCUGCCAGGCGGCCCCAGGCCUGUGAGCGCUGUUGGAAGCGCAAGCAAAAGUGCGACCGGCUGCUGCCAGCCUGCACGGCGUGCUCAGAGGCCGGUUCGCAGUGCAUUCCACGGCAGUUUCGAGUAGAAUCCUCGAGUGAGGAGAACAGCGGGCUCUCGCACGCUGCGUUACCAGGCAGCGGAUCCAUCAUCUGGAGAACCUCGCGCAACGAAAACGACAACAGAUUACGACCGACGAUUCUGACUCGACUGUCACCCCGUCUCGGCCAGCAGACGGUCACGAUGGGCUGGACAGUUCGGUACAGACUGCCAUGGUUGGCCAUGAGCCAGAUGCUGCAGGCCAUCCUGUCCCUGAGUGGCGCCAGCCCAUCGCAAAACCACAGCGUAGAGGCACACGCUUCGCAGUGGAGUUUGCUUGGGGUGACUGACCCCUUGAAGGCGCUCAGCAGUGACACGGCAGCUCCGUUCCUGCGCGCCUUUCUCGGGCGAGUCGGGUUCUUUUAUCUACACUUUGACAGGAAGGAGCUCGAGGAGCAGUACAAGGCCCUCUUCGCGGACGAACGGCGCGGCUCAGGCGAUGCAUCCGACCCCGUGCGGUGCCAUCGAGAGGCCAGCGUGUGUCUGGCUCUUGCGAUUGGGAUGCUCGUCUCGCCCCAGUCCGGUCGCUACGAGGUGCUGGCCCAGGCGCUGCAUGCAGCGGCCGUCAAGGUGUUUCUGCGGAUUCUGCCAUCGGGCAGCUGUGUCCACCUCCCCCACUGCCUGCUUCUCCUGAUCAUGUAUUCGAUGCUGAGUCCGACUGGGGGCUCAACCUGGCAUCUGCUCGGUCUUGCCAUGAAGAAGUGCGUUUCGUUCCGGCUGCACAAGGACUCCGACCCAGACUCGCCUGCUUCUCCCAAAGAAUCCACCAAGAGAGCAUUUCUGUUCUGGAACUUGUAUAUUGUUGACAGUACUGCCAUGGACCGUCCGUUUGGAAUUCAGGACCAAGACAUCACUCUAUCGCUGCCAAACGUCGCCCCCCACGACACGGUCGAGUCCGAGUUCGAGCGCCAUCUCGUCACGCACGCCCAGCUCACAUCGAGCAUCCGCAACAGCGAUGAACCAUGCCCAUUAUACCACUAUCGCAAUCUGUGCUUCUGGAAGGAGGUGACACCGGAGAUGCAGUCGUUCUUGGACUCGAACGAGGUGCUGCGCCGGCACGUCCAGCGACUUUCCUUUCGCUCCCUGAUGCAGAUUCUCCCCCUCCACAUGGCCACGCGGUACGACAAUGCGAUUCUGGGGGCGCAAACGGCAGAAAUAGACAGAGAAGUGGUGACGAGCUGCGAGAGCAUAAUCGAGCAGACGUACUGCGCCUUGGACGACGCGUCCUCGGGCGGCGCCUUGACUGACGGCUACGACGUCUUUGCUGCCGGCGUCGCCAUCCUCUGUAGUGGAAUGCAGCCCGCAGCGAAUCACAUUCUGGACCAGGCGAGCCUUGUCAACAAGUGCGUCGCUGUUCUUACAGCUCUGGGAGAGCGAUUUUCCGGAUUCAAGGUGUUUCGGCGAGUUUUGUUAGCCCUUUCGGACCUGGGCCUGGGAAGGAGGUCGCAGGAGCUUUCGCUCCUUCACUCGCUGCCACCUGAAAUCCCCAGCGGAUUGCAGCGGCUGAUCCAGGAGUGUCUUCGGAAAUCGCCCGGCCCCAGUCCGACGGUGUGA
Aspergillus calidoustus is the source of this 1710-nucleotide messenger RNA. NCBI's taxonomy places the organism in Eukaryota, Fungi, Ascomycota, Eurotiomycetes, Eurotiales, Aspergillaceae. The record is from the annotation of a GenBank genome assembly.